This is a messenger RNA of Cucumis sativus (cucumber), 1163 nucleotides long. Its product is annotated as multiple inositol polyphosphate phosphatase 1-like. Lineage: Eukaryota; Viridiplantae; Streptophyta; Magnoliopsida; Cucurbitales; Cucurbitaceae. Gene Ontology annotation, molecular function: acid phosphatase activity; inositol phosphate phosphatase activity. The record is from RefSeq and is a predicted model, not a curated record. The transcript has 5 exons. The coding region runs from base 1 to 918 and encodes 305 amino acids.
AUGGAUUUUGUUUUUGGUCAGGCAAGACACGGAACUCGUGCUCCAACCACAAAAAGGAUCAAAGAGUUAAACAACUUGGAAAAUGAAUUGAAGAAACUUUUAGGAGCUAAUGUAGGAAAUGACGAUCACUUAUUUUCUCUUCCUUCCUGGUUGAAGGAUUGGAAAUCUCCUUGGGCUGCAAAAAUUAAUGGUGGAGAAUUAAUCCCCGAAGGAGAGAAAGAAUUGUACGAUCUCGGAAUCCAAACCAAAAAAUUGUUCUCUGACUUGUUCAUCGAUCCUUACAACUCCGAUAUAUACACAAUCAAAGCAACUCAGGUUGCUCGAGCAUCAGCUAGUGCUGUGGCAUUCGGUAUGGGGCUAUUCAGUGGGAAUGGAAGUCUUGGUUCAGAUCGUCAUCGAGCUUUUUCUGUUGUUACUGAGAGUCGUGCCAACGAUACCAUGCUUAGGUUUUUCGAUCGGUGUCACAAAUAUGAGGAUUACAAGAAGGAUCAGAAACCUAAAGUUGAGGAGCUUAAGGAACCUGUACUUGUUGAUAUAACUAAGUCAGUCACUGCACGUUAUGGUCUAAAAUUUACCCCAAAACACAUUUCAACUUUGUGGUUUCUUUGUAAGCAGGAGGCAUCCUUAUUUGACACAACGGAUCAAGCCUGUGGACUGUUCACCCCUUCUGAGGUUGCUUUGUUGGAGUGGACGGAUGAUAUGGAGGUGUUUAUAUUGAAGGGUUAUGGAAAUUCAUUAAAUUAUAGGAUGGGAGUUCAUUUGUUGGAAGAUGUUGUUAACUCCAUGGACAAAGCUAUCUACAACAAAGAAAGUACAUAUAUACAUACAUAUACAUACAUACAUAUACAUAUACUAUAUAUACAUACAUAUACAUAUAUAUACACAUAUAUAUAUAUAUUACACACAUACACAUCUUAAUUAAAGACCAAUUAAUGGUGGAAUUUGUAUUUAACUUUUUUUAUGUUAUGGUAGAAAAACAAGUUCCCGGAACCUAUGAGAAGGCAAGACUUCGUUUUUCUCAUGCUGAAACUUUGAUUCCAUUCACAUGUUUGUUGGGGCUCUUCCUUGAAGAAGGAAAAGGUACACUAAUUUUUUUUAACGAACAAUUACAAAUAAAUCAAUCAAAGUUAAAGUAUCAGUAGAAAUACAACAUAAUUUUUGUA